AUGUCCACUGGCUCGGUGAGCGACCCGGAGGAGCUGCCUGACAUGGAGCUGCGUGGGCUGCAGCUGGCGUACCCAGCCCCGACGUCCUCGAAGCGGCAGCCUCGCCGAGGAGGCAGCAGCAGCGAGCUCUACCCUUCCGCGGACAACUCCUCUGCAGAAGAGGAUGAAGACGAGGACGUAGAAGAGGAAGCUUGCACCCUGGGGGCGGCCCGCGGUGCUAGCGGCAGCUGCAAGAGGAAACGGACCCGGGGAGCUGCGGGAGGCGGCGGAGGCUGUAGUAGCAGCGGCAGUGGUGGUGGUAGUAACUGCACCAAGAAGUCUCUACUGCCCAAGGGCUCUUCUGCUGAAUGCAAGCAAUCUCAAAGAAACGCGGCCAACGCUAGAGAGAGGGCCAGGAUGCGAGUGCUGAGCAAAGCCUUCUCCAGGCUUAAGACCAGUCUGCCCUGGGUCCCCCCUGAUACCAAACUCUCCAAACUGGACACACUCAGACUUGCCUCCAGCUAUAUAGCGCAUCUCCGGCAGCUGCUGCAGGAAGACAGAUACGAGAACGGCUACGUGCAUCCCGUGAAUCUGACGUGGCCAUUUGUGGUUUCAGGAAGACCAGACGCUGACACCAAAGAUGUUUCAACAGCCAACAGAUUAUGUGGAACUACAGCUUAAAACCUGGGACUGACUAAUCAAUUUAAUUGGAUUAUUCUUUAGACACGUGUUCUGGGGGGAGGGGGGACACAAAGAAAUGGUAACAAUAAGCUCUCUUCUUGUAAGUUAAAAAUUAUUUCUUGCCCUCUUUCUAACGGGAGAGUUGGAGAAAUAUGGGGAUAUUACUAGGAAAGUCAGGGAGGUGAGGCCCAAGGUUAGAAUUAGGCAGGAGUUAAAUUCCACUUUCAGAUUUUCUUGGAAUGAGCUAAAGGAACCACAGCCCUGGACUGAUAAAACCUAUAUCUCCUGUAACAUUAUCAGUAGUACUGCCCCCAAAGAUUUAUCAAAAGAUGGUUUUAAAGUCUUUCAGGACUAUACUUAACAGGUAGGGAUAAAAACCCAGACUCAGUGUUUGUCUAUAAACUCACCAGAAACAGUGUUAUUUGCACUCCAGUGCCAAACAGUGUUAUAAUAUAAUGUCAUUUAGAAACAAAAAGCAGAUUGAUAAUAUAUUUGGUUGAUAGCUCUUGAGAGCUUCUAUCCUUUGCAGUAGUGAUGCAAUAGGUGCAGCUGUGUUUUUACUAUCUUUUAAAGGACAAUCUUUCAUGGAACACAUACCAGGUCCCUAUUAGCUUCCCCAAUAUGGCUAGAACAGUUUUGUUUUGUUUUAUUUUCAACAUUUCCAGUUUCUGCACUGAAUUAUAUAUUCAGAAGUUGAUCCCAUUCCUAUCAGCAUCCCCCCUCCUCCAUGGAUCCAGAUGAUUUGGAGCUGAAAGGGACCUCAGGCAUUAGACAACCCCCCUUUCAUUUCAAGUAGAGAAUGAGAAAAGCUAGUUGAUUUGCUCGAGGAGGGUUUAAGCUCAAAUCCUUGGAUACCCAAUUGCAUAGUCUUUUCAGGGCACUGUCCCACAGGCCGUGGUCAUGCCCUCAUAGUUAAUUUAUAAAAGGAAAUUAUUCCCUCUUUUAAAGAAAGCAGUUUAGUGCCAAUACUUCCUGGUGUAUAAUUCAGUGCUUGGUUUUAACUCGGAUCUAAUCCAGAGGAAAGAACUUUACAUACAAUAUUGUUUAAAACUUUUUCAGUGGCCUGGGAAGAAUGGUUGGGUUUGUUUACAUUGUUACAUGUCAAGUUUUUGUCAUUUUGCUUUAGGGCUGAUAUCCUGCUGUAAGGAGAAGUUGCCCUCAUGAUGACUAGCAAAUGUAAAUAACUUUAUUUUUUUAUGAG
This is a messenger RNA of Vombatus ursinus (common wombat), 1861 nucleotides long. RefSeq names its product musculin-like. The record is from RefSeq and is a predicted model, not a curated record. Bases 1 to 660 code for a protein of 219 amino acids. Gene Ontology annotation, molecular function: DNA-binding transcription factor activity, RNA polymerase II-specific; RNA polymerase II transcription regulatory region sequence-specific DNA binding; protein dimerization activity. The transcript is spliced from 2 exons. Lineage: Eukaryota; Metazoa; Chordata; Mammalia; Diprotodontia; Vombatidae. Gene Ontology annotation, biological process: skeletal muscle tissue development; regulation of transcription by RNA polymerase II.